AUGACGAGUGCUCUGCUGUCACUAUCACACACAGCACUGACACACUUACAGAUCCUCAAGAAUGAAGACAAGCCGGCCGUCGAGCUGUGCGCCGAACGCGACCUGAGCAGCUACUCCCGCUUCACCCGCUCCAGUGUCGGCGAGUUCAUGUCGCUGUUCACAAAGACCGUCGCCGAACGCACCAAACCGGGCCAACGUCAAGACGUCGAAGAACAAUCCUACACCUUCCACGCCUACGGCCGCAGCGAAGGCGUCGCCGGCAUCAUCAUCUCCGACCAAGAAUACCCUGCCCUGGUUGCCCACCAGUUGCUGUCCAAGAUCAUGGAUGAGUUCUUGUCUCGCUACCCACGCUCUGCGUUUGCAAACUCGAAUGCAGAGUUGCCGUUCCCCCCGCUCAAGGAGUACAUUGUCAAGUACCAGGACCCGCACGCUGCCGACAGCAUCAUGAAGAUCCAGAAGGAGUUGGACGAGACCAAGAUUGUGCUGCACAAGACCAUUGAGAGUGUUUUGGAGCGUGGAGAGAAGAUUGACAACUUGGUUGCCAAGAGUGAUGGCCUUAGUGCUCAGAGCAAGAUGUUCUAUACUCAGGUAUGUGAUGCUCCUGCCCUUGUUGGAACUCUCGAGCAGCAACGACUUGAUAUUGACUUUCUGUUCUACNAGGCCAAGAAACAGAACUCGUGCUGCAUUGUCAUGUAG
This is a messenger RNA of Aureobasidium musti, 696 nucleotides long. NCBI's taxonomy places the organism in Eukaryota, Fungi, Ascomycota, Dothideomycetes, Dothideales, Saccotheciaceae. The record is from the annotation of a GenBank genome assembly.